Symbiodinium sp. CCMP2456 is the source of this 3879-nucleotide messenger RNA. The record is from the annotation of a GenBank genome assembly. Lineage: Eukaryota; Dinophyceae; Suessiales; Symbiodiniaceae.
AUGCAGAGCUGUGACGAGCUUGCGUCGGCCUUUCGAGCGCUGCAGCGGCGAGUGAAGGCUCAUGCACCCAAGGUGGUCUGCAGCUUCUGCAAGCGCAAAUUCAAGAUCUACCAAGACUUGCAGUCCCACAUCACUACAAAGCACGCCGAGGACCCGCAUGCUCUACAAAGCCUGAGUCAGCCAUUCCUGGGCUGGAGGCUUCAGGUGGCCUUUGAAGACGACUGGCUCGCUGUAGUAGUCAAGCCUCAGCGGGUGCCUACGUUUGGCAAAGGCAGCCUCGACAAAGCUUCCUGGUUACUUGGCCAACUCUCGCGAAGCCAAGCAUCUGACUCGCUGGGCCAGGCAACACCAGUCCACCGCCUGGAUGCAGCCACCGGAGGGUUGCUGGUCCUGGCGAAAACCCGCAGUGCUCUCCGCAUCCUCAGCGCGACGUUUGCGGAGGGACUCGUAAAGAAGCGAUACCGGGCGCUGGUUCGGGGAAGCUUUCCACUUGGAUUUGAAGGGCGCAGUGAGGAGCCACUGUACGGAAAGAGGUCCGUGACCCGCUUCACAAGCGUGGCAGCUCCUGUCGAGACGCCUCAAGGGCCGGUCAGCACUUUGGAUCUGUGGCCGGAGUCGGGAAGACGGCACCAGCUGCGCCGACAUCUGUCAAUGCUUGGCUCUCCGAUAUUAGGUGACCGACGCUACGGCGGCCGCGACGACCAAGCCAGCAAAGAGGAGGAUCAUCGGUCUGACAGCAAAGAGCAUCACGAUGACGAUGCUGACGAAGCUUGCAUGGCGCGUGGCAGACGCCUCCACGGCUCAAGUCCAGGUGCAAAGCACGACUCCGACAACUGCAACAUGAUGCCGCUGUUCCUCUGGGCACUGCAGCUCUCCUUUCCGCAUCCGCGUCACAGAUCGGCAGAGCAGCGCGCCGGUCAGGAUCAAAAGGCUAUCACACUGUUUCCCGACUUCCUUGCAAGCCUCUCCAAGCCUUUGCAUGUGUCAGCUCAGAAUGUGUCCGGGGGCUACGACCCUUUGCAGCAUGCAAGCAGGGAAGCAGUGUCUGGCGGGAAUGGAACAAACAACGCACCAGCUCAGCUUAUCAGGGCCCUACAGGUCCUGGCAGGGGAUCGAAACUGGGAUCUUGGUUAUCACACAUUCAAACAGGCAGCAGUCAGCCACCUGCGACAAGAGCCGGAUGCCGUCUUCAUCAUCGUCGUUGUUGCUUCUGCUGUUGUGAUGGCGAUGCGCCUCGUCGUCGUCGUUGAUGUUGCUGUCCCCACUGAAUGGCUAGGAGUCCUACUUUGCGCAAUCCGACUCUUGGAGUUUUACACCCAGCAUGCCCCUUGGGCCAAGAUCGCGGUGAUGCAUCACUUGGACGGUAGAACAGCUUGCGAGUCGGAAGGAAGCGCUAUCGUGAAGUUCCACACCUCCGAAGACCUGAGAUUGCCAAGGUUAAUCAGGUUCGUGCUCCUGGUGGUGAAUGGUGGUGACGCUCCACUCACACUGGAGCUGCAAGAACAGAUAGAAUCCCUGGACCACCUGCGUGCCUGCUUCGCCAACAACCUUCAAAGCCCGCGGCUCCCGGAUCUCUUCUUCCCUCUGCCACUAGGUCUUACCUCGGAGACUCUUCUCGAGCAAGUGCGACAGAAGGCGAAGCCCUGGGAGCUUCGGGAUCGUCGCCUGCUGGUCGCGCCUAUGAGGCUGCACAACCGCCUUCGGAAGCGAUACCUGGAUGCACUUGCGGACAGAGAGUACGGCGACGUGGUGCACAUCGUGUCCGAAUCCUUACCCUACGAAGCUUUUCUAGUGUUGGUCAGUCAGCACCAGAGCAUUCUUUCCCCUCCUGGACGAGGUUACGACUGCGGCCGCACCUGGCAAGCCCUAGCCCUUGGCACAGUGCCGCUGGUCGCACGAGAUGAACAGUUCGAUCAGCGGCUUUUUGAAGGUGGUCCUAGCUACAUGCCGGCACCAGAAGAUCUCUCGCCCGAGCUGCUGCUUGAAGUCCUGACCAGGCUGGCAGAUCCCGCCGAGCACCUGGAGAAGCUCACGCGCCUGGGUGAUUCGGUUCUGGAAGGACAGGUGGAGAAGUUGCUUCCCUUGAGCUGCACGGCGAUUGAUCACGACUGGAUGUCACAUGCACCAGCCACCAGCAAGUAUAUCCAUGGAGGAUUGACGCAGCUGUCAUCGCAAAUGCGGAUGACGAGUGAGGCGAGGAUGGAAGUGCCCCGUUGCGCUUCAUUGUGGGAAUUAGAGCCCGGUCCUCACUCCGCGGGCCAAGCCUGGCGCGGAACACGAAACUUCUGGGACCCGACAUGCCGGGUCCAUCCGUCUGGUGCGAUGCAGCGCUGCCUGACCAUGCAGGUCUUCAGCCAUGCAGCCACCGUGCUCGGAGUUUCAAGGGUCGCCUUGCAGCCGAGUCCCGUCUCGAUGUGCGGCGAAAGUGAAGUAAAAGCUCCACGUUACCACGUGAUAUCUGUUGCAGAGGUUUUGAGUAAUCAGCCGGAAGGUGACGUGGCGUGGUCGGUCUUGGCGCCAGGUCUCUGUUGCGACGCCGACGUAGAGUGCGGCCGUGAAGUGUUUACUGAUGGCGCGAUGGAGGAUCUGCUUGGAGACGUGUCGCAGGACCUGCUGGCUCUGGAUGAGGAUCCGGAGCCGCUCCGCGCAUGGCUCGGCUCCCACGGCCGAUCUGGGACGCGCUUCGUCGGCCACUACUACGAGUCUCUCGUGCACUUUGCCUUCGCGGAGCUGGGAAAAGUGCCUGUGGCACUGUACAGUGAGCCCAUACCGAAGGAGAAGAGGUCCAACAAGAGCGCAGCGGGCCCACCCGGUGCUGUCGUCAGGCGCUUCAAGCCCGCGCUGAAAAGCUCGUGGGAUGUAGAUUUCUUCUGCAGCAUCCACGAAGCGGCUUUUCUUGAAGGUGGCCAGCUUCGCAUCAGCUUCAAGGUCAAGCGCGGUCGGUCCAGAGAAGCUUUGCCUUUGCCAGAACAUGCCACGCUCGCCUCGGACGGUGGUCUUCGCAAAACUGCACAUUACUACAGCCCGAGAGCACCGCCAGACAGCGGCAUCAUGGACGGAGAGGUGUUCUUCGAGGACGUUCCAGUUUCCGAUGAGUUGGAGUUCACUUAUGCUCCGGGCUUCUCGGCCGUCCCACUGCGGCCAACGAAGACACGGGAGCCAAUCCAGGGCGAGGUCGACUACAUCCUGCAGCCGGACCUGAGUUCACCACGUUUUCUGCAUCUCGAAGUUGCGGUGAAGUUCUACCUGGCAGCAAAAGAAGAGGUUGCGACAUGGGAUGACUUCAUCGCUCCAAACCCACGAGAUGUCUUGGGGUUGAAGUUGCGCCACAUGCUUUCACACCAACUAAAGAUGGGGCAGACAGACCACAUCCGAAAUCUUCUUGCAGCUCGUGCGGCUGGUCAGAGUGCCCAGAGCUUGGAGACCCAGAGCCGCCUUUGGAUGAAUGGUCGGCUCUUCUUGCCCGUGACAGAGCCCUUGGAUGAAUCCCGCGAACGCCCAGAAAGCUGGCAUUCGCAGAUCCCCAUGCUCAGUCCGAAUCUUGAGGUUGGAUGGUGGUGCCGCUUUAGGGAUCUCGAUCGGGUCCUACCGGCAGCUUUUCGGUAUCUAGUCCUGAAGAAGCCCUACUGGCUGGCGCCACUACGGGGUUCAGGAGGGAGGCAUCUGGAUCAUGGCCGGCUGCGGACCCGCAGGGAGCUCCUGAAAGAAGCGAAGGCAUGGAAUCGUUUCCAGUACAUCGCUGUGUUGGCUGCAGAUGCAAGCAGCUUCGAGGAGCUCUGCCGAGGCUUUGUGGUUCCCGACGAGUGGCCGGAAACGAGGCGAGAGAGGAGGCCUAGGAGUUCUUCGAGCUCGCCAUCUAUCGCAGCCGGAAGCAAUUAA